This is a messenger RNA of Rubroshorea leprosula, 620 nucleotides long. The record is from the annotation of a GenBank genome assembly. Lineage: Eukaryota; Viridiplantae; Streptophyta; Magnoliopsida; Malvales; Dipterocarpaceae.
AAAGACCUUUUCUAUUCUAUUGUUAGUACAAAGAAAAAAACUAACACAAAAAGCAUUCAUAUGCUAUUGCUAACAAUACGGUAAAGUAGGAAUGUCAUCCGGUAAGGCAAAUUUUAGAAAAGCGCUUCUUCUAAUAAAAGCUUAUCAAGCAGUGAAUUCUUCCUUUAUAGUUCCUUAUAGCAGGACAUAAAUCCUUCUAUGUUUGGAAGAAAGAACGAUAAGGCUAUGAGGGCAACAAUGAGAAGGCUGAUAAAAAAAGAAGUGAAUGAGAUUGCUGAGAAGGAACGAAAAAGAAUCAUCAUAGAGACAACUGAAGAUAACCGCGAUCAGCAGAAGAAUGGAAGCGGAACUCAGUUCCGAGCCCAAGUUCUCUUUGAAAUGACUAAAGCAUUUGGCCAAAAGGGAGAGAAUAAAGUUUUCAACAACAGCUUCCUUAAAGCCACUAAUCUUCUUUCAUAUAUACGUGAACUUUGGAAGAAGAAAAAUUCAGAGUGAUGCUUUGGAUCAAAGGGACAGAUAUGAAUAAUUAAUUAUUUAUUUGUCUAAAUUUUUUAGAUAAUUGUUUUAGGAUUGAUAGCCUUAAUUAUGUAUAUAUAUAUAAAUAAAUCCAAUGUUUAAAU